AUGAACGUCCAGCUGAGCUUGGAGAAUGGUGGGGAGAUGGCCGUUCCAGAGCAGGACUUCAUGCCAGGCGACGCGCGUCCUCUGCACUCAGCACUGCAGAGGUCCUCGCUGGUGGCCUCCGUGCUGGAAGGCGGCGAAUGCCACCGGGCAGAGCACACCUUAGCCACCACCCUCCACCCCGGACUUGGCUUCGGCGGGGACUCGCCCACCUCCGGCGCGGGGAACAGCUACACCACCUUGACUCCCCUGCAGCCCCUUCACGAGAAGUUCCACCACCAGAACCACCACCACCACCACCACCACCAAUGUCUGCCGAUGGGCAACGUCAUCGGGAGCUUCACCCUCAUGAGGGAAGACCGAGGGCUGGGCGCCGGCGGGCAUUUCUACAGCCCCUACCACCACAAAGACCUGGGCAUGGGCCAGAGCCUGUCUUCGCUGCCCAGUCCGCAACUGGUCCCCAUGCACAAUUACGCGGGACACUCGGUCGCUCCCCUGGCCAACGAGAAGAUGGUGCUCGGCAACGGCUUUGAAGGCCACUCCGCCGCCAUGUUUGGCCGCAUGGACCAGCACUUCCAAAGAGAGAUGUCUCCCACCCAAAACUCCACCAUGGCCUCUCCCAACCCCAUGGGUCAAACCGGCUACGGCCACCCCCGGCCAGAGAUGAACGCUCGGCCCAACCCGCCCAUCGCCACCCAGACCACGGUCCUCUCCAGCCAGCUGGAGGAGAUCAACACCAAGGAGGUGGCCCAGCGCAUCAUCGCCGAGCUCAAGCGCUACAGCAUCCCGCAGGCCAUCUUCGCGGAGAGGGUCCUCUGCCGGUCCCAGGGGACCCUCUCCGAUCUCUUGAGGAACCCCAAGCCCUGGAGCAAGCUCAAAUCCGGGAGGGAGACCUUCAAGCGGAUGUGGCGGUGGCUUCAAGAGCCCGAAUUCCAGAGGAUGGCAGCUUUAAGGUUAGAAGCCUGCAAAAGAAAAGAGCAAGACCAAAGCAAAGUUGACCGCAACCACGUCCCCAAGCGCCACCGGCUGGUCUUCACGGACAUCCAGCGCCGGACCCUCCACGCCAUUUUCCACGAGAACCAAAGGCCUUCCAAGGACCUUCAGAUCACCAUCGCCCAACAGCUGGGCCUGGAGCUGUCCACCGUUAGCAACUUCUUCAUGAACGCCCGGCGGAGGAGCCUGGACAAAUGGAUGGAGGAAGGGAGGUCCCCCUCCGCCGGCUCGACCCCGUCCUCGGCGGUCACUUGCACCAAAGCGUGA
Messenger RNA from Protobothrops mucrosquamatus (brown spotted pit viper), 1257 nucleotides. RefSeq names its product hepatocyte nuclear factor 6-like. The record is from RefSeq and is a predicted model, not a curated record. NCBI's taxonomy places the organism in Eukaryota, Metazoa, Chordata, Lepidosauria, Squamata, Viperidae. Gene Ontology annotation, biological process: regulation of transcription by RNA polymerase II. Bases 1 to 1257 code for a protein of 418 amino acids. Gene Ontology annotation, molecular function: RNA polymerase II cis-regulatory region sequence-specific DNA binding; DNA-binding transcription factor activity, RNA polymerase II-specific. Gene Ontology annotation, cellular component: nucleus. The transcript is spliced from 2 exons.